AUGAGGGGUAGAACUGUUGGCGCUGGCCCAGCCACAUGGAUGUUUAUUAUCACAACCACUCUUGCCCGGCAAUCAGAAACAUCAGCGGAUCAGAAUUGUCUACGGGAUUUACAAACAACCAACCCACGCGAUGAUAAGACUCGCAUUGAGAAAACCAAGGGAGGACUCCUCAAAGAUUCGUAUCGCUGGGUACUACAGAACAAUGAUUUCCAAAAGUGGACCCUGGACGAGGAGGUCCGCCUUCUCUGGAUUCAGGGUGAUCCUGGAAAAGGAAAGACUAUGCUCCUCUGCGGCAUUAUCGAUGAGUUAAGAAACUCAAUUGACAACGCCACGACGAAUGUGUCGUUUUUCUUCUGUCAGGCAACUGAUGAGCGCAUCAAUAACGCCAUUGCCGUUCUGCGCGGCUUGAUCUUUAUGCUUGCUUCCGAGCAGCCUUCUGUUAUCCAGCAUAUACGAAGACGGUACGAUCAAACGGGAAAGCAGCUGUUCGAGGAUGCAAAUGCGUGGCAAGCUUUGUCAGGCAUCUUGUCGGACAUUCUGGAAGAUUCGACUCUGAAAGACACUUAUUUCAUCAUCGAUGCACUGGAUGAAUGUACCGGGGACCUUUCUCUCCUACUUGAUCUCAUAGCCAAAGCAUCAUCUUCUGGUAACUCUCGCGUGAAGUGGAUUGUCUCUAGUCGAAACUGGCCGAUCAUCGAAGAGUAUUUUGAGGUCGCAACUCAAAAAACAAGACUUUCACUGGAGUUAAAUGCAACGUCUAUUUCCGAGGCCGUUGCUAUCUACAUCCAGUUUAAAGUUCAGCAAUUGGCAGAGAAAAAGAAGUAUAAACCUGCCGUGCGAGACAUUGUCGCUAGUCAUCUUAUGUUGAACUCCCAAGACACCUUUCUUUGGGUAGCAUUGGUGUAUGAAGAGCUCGCCAAGGCCAGGCCUUGGAACACUUCUAAGCUACUGACUUCCUUUCCGCCCGGACUUGAUUCUCUCUAUAGGCGAAUGCUUCAACAGAUCCGGGACUCCGAGGAUGCGGAGCUUUGUAACAGAAUACUUGGUGUGGCUUCAACUGUCUACCGACCUAUCACAUUGAAUGAACUAGUGGCCUUGGUCGAUAUGCCUGACGGCAUCUCGACAGAUGACGACGACUUCCCACCAGAUGACUUUCUCUCGGACAUUAUAAAACUGUGUGGCUCAUUUCUGACAUUACGCGAGAACACUGUCUUCUUUGUUCAUCAAUCUGCAAAGGAUUUCCUGACUACUAAAGCCCUAGAUGAAGUCUUCCCAGGAGGUAUACCCGCCGAGCACCACAAAAUAUUUUCCCGCUCUAUAUAUAUUAUGUCUAAGUCACUUCGUCGUAAUAUCUACGACAUCGCAUUCCCAGGGCUGCAAAUCGACGAGGUUACAAAGCCUAGUCCAGACCCAUUAGCAGCAGCACACUACUCUUGUCUGUAUUGGGCACAUCAUCUUCAAGAUGGAUAUUCCAGUGAGACCACAGAUAUUGAGCCCAACCAUCUCCAAUCCGUGGACACCUUUCUACAGCAGAAAUACCUCCACUGGAUUGAAGCGCUUUGUCUGAUGAGAAACGUUCCAAGAGGCAUAGAGGCGAUGCUUAAGCUUGAGGGUUUAUUUAAGGUUCGGGGUCACCUCGAGUUGGAAUUGAGUAUCUCAUCUCACUAA
Penicillium crustosum is the source of this 1668-nucleotide messenger RNA. RefSeq lists its product as uncharacterized. Bases 1 to 1668 code for a protein of 555 amino acids. NCBI's taxonomy places the organism in Eukaryota, Fungi, Ascomycota, Eurotiomycetes, Eurotiales, Aspergillaceae. The record is from RefSeq and is a predicted model, not a curated record. The transcript is spliced from 2 exons.